Molecule: messenger RNA, 696 nt
Organism: Mollisia scopiformis
Lineage: Eukaryota; Fungi; Ascomycota; Leotiomycetes; Helotiales; Mollisiaceae
Exons: 2
Coding region: 1-696 (231 amino acids)
Source: RefSeq, a predicted model, not a curated record
AUGUCGAAUUCAAAGCUUCUUACUCCAAACCUUGACUCAUACGCAACCAACAGCAUCGCGAAAUCAGUCUCCAUGAGCAGAGGAUUUCAUACUGGCUCAGGUGCAACAUCUCUCUGGAAAACUCUGUCCACAACAGCAGCAUCUGGAGCGGUUCCCAGGCCGAGAACAAACCAUUCAGAAGAUGCUAUGCUGUCAUUGGUACUUCUGUGUUCCCUCGCAAGCUCUGAGGUUCCUCUGGAUCUCAUCUCCCGUGGAGCUAGCCCUCGACGACGUUGGAACGCACACGGUGGGAUUGAAGAGAAAGAUGCCCUUUAUAUCGCCCUUUCUUCUGCAUUGGUUGACUUGCUCUCAAGUAUUGCCAAACUGGAUAACGCUUUGUGCGAACUUGUGUCACUGUCGGCCAUUUCAAAGAGUUCCGACGAGACUUAUAUGGUGAAUCGAGCCGUUCAAGCUCGCGUUUCUGACAGCCUACCCCCCGAGCUACACUCUUUUUGGAGACUGCAGGCUCUAGUCGUUGCGUAUCGUUCAAUUCCAUGGAAGUAUCUCGAGCUUGGGCCCUUUGGUGUGAGAGAGUUGUUUAUUCCGCAUCUUCGGCACACUCUGCAGGGGGUUCGAAAUCAUGACCAUUUGAUCGCACAAGCUACAGCAAUGACAUUGUGCGGAUUCAUAAUCAUAUUAAUUUUACUUGAACCUUAA